Quercus lobata is the source of this 3149-nucleotide messenger RNA. Its product is annotated as receptor-like protein 7. Lineage: Eukaryota; Viridiplantae; Streptophyta; Magnoliopsida; Fagales; Fagaceae. The record is from RefSeq and is a predicted model, not a curated record. The coding region runs from base 66 to 2936 and encodes 956 amino acids. Gene Ontology annotation, molecular function: protein binding. The transcript has a single exon.
AAAAGCUCCUAGAUUCACCUCCAUCCGUAUCAAAAGAGUGCUAAACAAAAUCCAGUAAAAUAAUUAUGGGUUUAUCUCUUUCUUUCUUCAUGCGCUUUCUUUUUUUAUUGUCGUUGUUUUCUCUUAUAUCUGCUGGCUCUUUUUCUUCUGUGCAGUCACCCAGCUGCCAUGAUGAUGAGAGAUUUGCCUUGUCGCAAUUCAAAGAAAGCAUAAUUAUCAAUCGGUCUGCAUCUGAUGAUCCUUCUGCUUAUUCGAAGGUUUCAUCAUGGAUGACACCAAGUGGUGAUUGCUGCACCUGGGAUGGUGUUCAGUGUGAUGAAAACACGGGUCGCGUAACUAGCCUUGACCUCAGUAGCAGUUAUCUUUAUGGUUCCAUCAACUCCAGUAGCAGCCUCUUCCAGCUUGUUCACCUUCAUAGGCUUAACCUUGCCUCCAAUGAUUUUAAUCACUCUCAAAUCCCAGCUGGUGUAAGGCGGCUUUCAAAGCUUACUUACCUUAACCUCUCUAAUUCUGCAUUUUCAGGUCAGAUCCCAUCAGAAAUUUUACAGCUCUCUAAGUUGGUUUCCCUAGACCUGGCUUUGAACCCAUUGAAACUCCACAAGCCUAAUCUUGAAAGUAUAGCUGAAAAGCUUAUAAACUUGCAAGAACUAGUUCUUAGUGAGGUUGACAUAUCAUCCACUCUACCCAGUACCUUGACAAACUUAACUUCUUUAAAGACCAUUUAUCUUAGAAAUUGUAGUUUGCAUGGUGAGUUUCCAACAGGAAUUUUUCAGCUACCAAAUCUCAAGUCCCUCAGUGUGCAUCUCAAUUCAAAUCUCACUGGUCAUGUACCUGAAUUUAAUAGAAGUAUCCCCCUUGAAGAUUUGAGACUAGCAGGUACAGGUUUCUCUGGCAUGCUACCAUAUUCAAUCGGUAACCUCAAAUCUUUACAUUCCUUCGAUGUUGGAGGAUGUAAUUUCUCUGGACCAAUACCGUUCUCAUUUGGUAACCUGACGGAGCUUACUUUUCUAGACCUUUCAGAUAACAAUUUCAACAGAGGGACUCUUUCUUGGGUUGGUAAGCAAACCAAACUCACCUUUCUGAACCUAGAUGAGACCAAUUUAUAUGGUGACAUCCCGUUCUCUCUUGGAAACCUAACCCACCUUAAAACUUUGAGUCUUUCUUCAAAUGAAUUAACUGGUCCUAUCCCAUCUUGGUUAGCAAACCUCACACAACUUACUCAACUGUGGCUUCAAAAAAAUAAAUUGCAUGGUCCAAUUCCAACGUCUGUUUACAAACUUAGGAAGCUUCAAAUUCUAGAUCUGUGUUUAAAUCGCUUGAGUGGUACAGUGGAAUUUGGCUUGUUUCAAGAACUUAGUAGUCUCUUUUACCUCCAACUAUCUGAUAACAAUCUUUCAUUGCUUAUUGAUCCUAGCACUAACAUUUCUACUCUUCAAAAAUUUAAGGUAUUAGGAUUGGCUUCUUGUCACUUAAGUGAAUUCCCAGAGAUUCUUCGAAACCAAGAUCAAUUGCGAGUUUUGCUACUUUCUCGAAACAAAAUUCAUGGCCAAAUACCAAAAUGGAUCUCAAACUUGAGUAAAGAUACUCUUGUGUCUUUAGAUAUGUCUGAAAACUUCCUUACAGGCUUUGAUCAAGCCCCAAAUUCUCUACCUUGGACCAGUCUACUAAUUUUGUACCUUUCAAAUAACAAGCUUCAAGGGCCACUCCCAAUUCCACCACCGUCCACUGUCUAUUAUGAAGUCCAUGGCAACAUGUUGAGCGGAGAAAUCACUCAAAUGAUUUGUAAUCUAAGUUUUCUUUCGUAUCUUGAUUUGUCAUGCAACAACCUGAGUGGUUACCUUCCCCAAUGUUUAGGCAACUUGAGUAACCUUUCAAUUCUUAAUCUACGGCACAACAACUUUCAUGGCCACAUUCCUCAAAUGUUCAUAGAAGGAUGCCAAUUGAGUAUGAUCAAAUUGAAUGAAAAUCAUUUUCAAGGGGCUUUACCAAGGUCAUUGGCUAAUUGUACCAUGUUGGAAAUUCUUGAUAUUGGAAAUAAUCAUAUAAUUGAUAUUUUCCCCUCUUGGUUGGGCACUCUUCCAGAGCUAGGCGUUCUCAUUUUGCGAUCAAAUGGCUUCCAUGGUGCUAUUGGAAAACCUGAAACAAAUUCUACAUUCCCAAAAUUACAUGUCAUUGACCUCUCCAACAAUUAUAUUACUGGUAAGUUGCCAUAUGAAUACUUCCAAAUUUGGAAAGGCAUGCAAAGUUAUGAUGCAGGUGGCUUAACUUAUAUGCAAGCAAGAGUAAAAAUCCAUAUACCAAGUUGUGGAUGGUUAUACACCUACACUUACCAAAUGACAUUGACGAACAAAGGCAUAAAGACAGAAUAUUGGAAAAUCCAAGAUUACUUUGUGGCUAUUGAUCUCUCUGGCAACAGGUUUGAAGGUGAAAUUCCAAAACUUGUAGGAAAUCUAAAGGCACUUUGUAUGCUCAACCUUUCCAACAAUGUUCUUACUGGUUCUAUUCCAUCAUCAUUGGUAAACUUAAAAAACCUAGAAUCACUUGACCUUUCUCAAAAUAUGCUAGUUGGAGAGAUUCCUCCGCAAUUGGUAGAGCUUACAUUCCUUGCUUUUUUGAAUCUGUCUCACAACCAUCUUACGGGAACUAUACCACAAGGGAAACAAUUUCUCACAUUUGAAAACAAUUCGUUCAAUGGAAAUGUAGGAUUAUGUGGAAGCCCAUUAUCAAAACGAUGUGCCAAUUUGAAGGACCCACCACCACCACCUUCAAUAUUUGUAGAAAAUCAAGAUGAAGUGUCUCAAUUUGAGUUUGACUGGAAAGUAGUUGUGAUGGGAUACGGAUGUGGAUUUAUAUUUGGAGUUUUUGGUGGGAAAAUAAUUAUCAAGAAGAAAAAUGAUUGGUUUAUGAAGACUUUUGCAAUUGGUCAUCCACCAUGAAGAAGGGUGAAUUAGAGGGGACAUUGAAAGGCAAUAUAUAUGUUUCCAUAGUAAAUAAUUAAAUCCAUGCAUAUGUUGUCACCAUUUCUAUAUUUUCCUUUGCUUUAAUUACUUUAAGGGUUUGGGAGGGGUUGUUAACAAUAUUACUGUAUUUGAUGGACUUGUUCGCCUACACCAAAUCAAUGUAAUAUUUGCUUUUCAUUUUUCUUCUCC